ACCCCUCCCUUCUUUGCCUCUCUCUCUCUCUCUCUCUCUCUCUCUCCAAUGGAACCAUGGCUGGAGGACGAUUUAGCCGAAGACCUUCAAAGCCUGAGUUUCGCUUCCACUGCCACAACCACUAUAACCACCACCACUCUCCAGCGUAGUACAAGCUCUGGCUCGUCCUGUGCCACACUCACUCCUGCACCUUCAACUCACACAUCCUUCUCCUCCAAAUCCGGAAAACACCACCAGUCUCUCUCCCUCACCGAUCUCCGCUUCUCUGUCCGUCUUGGCUCUGGUGAUAUAGGCUCUGUUUAUCUAGCGGAGCUGAAGAAACAUGAUUCCGGCGGGACGGAUUCCCCGAUUUUUGCGGCGAAGGUAAUGGAUAAGAAGGAGUUGGCCAGUAGAAGCAAAGAAGGUAGGGCGAAGACUGAAAGAGAAAUAUUGGAAAUGUUGGAUCAUCCUUUCUUGCCUACGCUUUAUGCGAGUAUAGACUCGCAGAGAUGGCUUUGUUUGUUGACUGAGUUCUGUCCCGGCGGUGACCUUCACGUCCUCCGCCAACGUCAGCCUCUUAAACGAUUCGAGGAAACCGCCGUCAGGUUCUAUGCAUCAGAAGUAGUAGUAGCUUUGGAGUAUCUUCACAUGAUGGGAAUUGUUUAUCGUGACCUUAAGCCAGAAAAUGUAUUAGUACGAUCAGACGGUCAUAUAAUGCUUACAGAUUUUGAUCUUUCGUUAAAAUGUGAUGAUUCUACAUCAACCCCUCAAAUCAUCACUAACAAAAAUCCACCUACUUUAGCUCCCAAAAAUGGCUACCCUUCUGAUCAACCUCCUUACACUUCAUCUUCUUGUAUUAUCCCAAACUGUAUGGUUCCAGCUGUCUCAUGCUUCCAUCCAAAACGCAAGAGAAAAAAGAAGACAGGCCACCACGGUGGGCCUGAGUUCGUGGCUGAGCCCAUUGAUGUCCGGUCCAUGUCAUUCGUCGGGACCCAUGAGUACUUGGCGCCGGAGAUUGUGUCCGGUGAAGGUCAUGGUAGUCCUGUGGAUUGGUGGACAUUAGGGAUAUUUAUGUUUGAAUUAUUUUAUGGGGUCACACCAUUUAGAGGUGUGGACCAUGAGUUAACCCUAGCUAAUAUUGUAGCUAGAGCUCUCGAAUUUCCUAAAGAACCUGCCGUGCCAGCUACGGCAAAAGACUUGAUUUCGCAACUAUUGGCUAAGGACCCUGCUAGGAGAUUGGGUUCUACAAUGGGUGCUUCAGCUAUUAAGCACCAUCCCUUCUUCCAAGGAGUCAAUUGGGCAUUGUUAAGAUGUACACCUCCACCUUAUGUUCCUUCUCCAUUUACUAGAGAAGUUGUAUCAGAUGAAAGUUGUCCUGAGACACCGGUUGAAUAUUAUUAAUUGAUUAGUAAAGUUUAUAAACAUAAUUAAUAAAGCUGCCUCAUUAUACUCGAAUA
Molecule: messenger RNA, 1436 nt
Organism: Jatropha curcas
Lineage: Eukaryota; Viridiplantae; Streptophyta; Magnoliopsida; Malpighiales; Euphorbiaceae
Product: Protein kinase superfamily protein
Biological process (GO): protein phosphorylation
Molecular function (GO): ATP binding; protein kinase activity
Source: RefSeq, a predicted model, not a curated record